GCCAUUGUCAUAUAAUAUGUAAGUAUAUAGAUAUACAAAAUAGAAAAACUUGUGGUAACAAAAAUUAAAGCAGUGCGAGUUUAUAAGGACAAAAUAGCAACAAAAAUGUUCAAAACGAGGUAACUAUCGAAACAAAAAGGUUCGAAAACGGGUUAACCAUAAAAAAAGGGUUCGAAACGGGCUCACCAAUUAUUGUGGUGGACCUUUUCACUCUAUUAGCUUAGUUACCCAAAUUCAAGUAGAAAAUAAAAUACCAAAUGAGUUUAGUUACGGGAAGAAUGUAUUAAAGUUUGAUUACUUGAGUUUACAAAGGUCCACAGUCCACAAUAAACGUAAUAGACUCCAGGUGCUGCGGAAAGACUGCUCCAGUAGUAAUUCUCCAAUGUUAACGUUGCCGGAGGUCGACCAAAGUACGUAGGAAGAAACUACGGUGCUCCUGCAAAAAUCAGAGAUAGAAAGCAGGUGAUUAGGAUUGAUCGACGGCAGUUGAGAUGGUGGAGAAGACGGAGAGUCGAAGGCACAGCUGUAUAUUUAUUCAAAACCCGAGGUAAAGUCAAAGUACAGAGUUUCUGGUUAAAACAAAGUGGUGUACAAUAUGUUCAUUAUUUACAUAGUAGUAAAAUUUGGAUAAGUUGAUUUUUGAGGACUCCACACGUGCUUACAUUGUAUGGAAGCCUUGUAGUCUCUGCUAGAAAAUGGAAUAUGAAGUUGAACUAACACUUCCUAUAAAAUUGAGGGGAAAUUACCCUCUGCGUUACUUUGUGGCGUAAUGGACAAGUAUGCCACUGGUGUUGUUUCAUCAUCUUAUUAGACAUUAUUAUACAUUUAUUUACAUUAAUUAUUUAUUUAACAAGAUUUGGAAGUAUCUAUGAAUGGGCUCAAAGUAGUAGUCUUACCGACAUCAAUGAGUGGUUCAGAUUAUAGGGAUAGAAGGCUCUUGUUGCGCGUUAAAUGAGUAGCACUAAGUUUGUAAAUAAUGUAUACUCACAAAGGAAUGUUAGGAAUCACCUUCAUUUGUCCGGAGUGAUUGAAGCUUUCAGGUCUAUCAUACUCUGAAGGUACUGAACAUUACCAUCAGGCCUCGAUCAUAAUUUGGAUAACCGUAUUUUUCAUUGUGAAAUAAUGGUUGAGUCAUUUAUCGAUGAUUUUACGAAAGUGAGUUUGGAGGAGAAUGAAUCUGAAGGAUGGUCUCGUGUAUGUUCUCGUAAAAUGAGACGUAAAUGCAAAAAUGUACGACCAAUUAGGCAUUCAGUCGUUCAUCGACAGAAUGGAUACAGCUUACAUGAUAAUAUUUCUAAUCUUAUGGAAGAUGAUAACCUGGAGACACUUAUGCAAAGGUUUGUUGGUAUGCGAUCCAACUUUCUACUUUCAAAGUCAAAUAAGUCUUUCUUCGAUUGUUUAUUGCAUUCUAUUAAUCAAGCAUUUUCAAUCAUAUCAGACGAACAGAUUGAACCGGGGAUGGUCGAUGUUCUAUGUUUAGGAUUGGGCAGUCCGGCUGCAGAUCGUGCCAGUUUGCAUCAGUUAGUCGUAUUAGACCUCCUGUUACAGUUUGACUCUCGACUGGAUCGAUCACGUACCUAUUUAUAUGACCCUGUAUUCAAUUCUAUCGUUCGAGAGUUGAUACAAAAGCUUGGUAUGAAUAUCAUACCAGUAAAUAAACAAGGCUGUUACAAGCUAUCUCCUGAUCGAUUUCAUUUCAUUAUACUACCACAUUGCGCUCCAAGUCUUUUGAAUAAUUUAUUGUGUACUAAUUGGUCACCUAGUAUAUUAUCUCGUUUAGUACUAUUCUCUAAUGGAUGGAGAGAAAUUCGUCAAGAAUUGAUUGCUUCAGGUGAAACAAACAGUCAGAUUGCAGAUAAACUAGCCUAUAUUACUGCUCUUGAAACAGUAGUAGUUCAACUCCCCAAUAAACAAUAUAGUUCUUUAGGAUUUUUAAAUAAUAAACUUAAAGAAUACAAAAAUUUUGAAUGUAUGCGUGUACAGUGUUUUCCUUUAAAUGCAAUAAAUUGUUUACCAAAAACUAUAUGGAAUAUACCGCCUUAUGCAGAAGACAAACAAAUAAAUGUGCCUUGUUCAACUUCAUUAGUACAUGAUGAUCGAUUUUCUUUGGAUUUAAUUAGUUCCGAUAUUAUACCAAAUUUUAUUGAUACUCUUGAUAAGAAUGAUAACACAAAUCAGAAAAAUGUUUGUAAAUGAACUUUAACGGCUUGUUUUUUUUCUAAUUUUUUCAAACUAUUUCACUUAAUAAUUAAAAAUUGGGGUGUAAGUAUUAUUAAUGUGCAUUGUGAUCUUGUUUAUACAUUUGGGAAUUUCUUGAUGUUUGACCUUUGUACAUAGUUUUGGUAAUGUGUUAUGUGUAUUGCGAAAAGACUGAUGAAACUUAAUUCGGACUGUGGUGAAAUAUUGUAUUCAGUUGGUUGUUAUCAACUCGCAUUUGUGUGAAUAGAAAUUGUCUUUAAUUAUUUCGGUUGUGAAUAUAUAUUUAAUUCAUGAUUUAUAUGCAGUUAGUGUUUUUGGUACAUGUUCAUAAAAUCGUAGAUAUGCCCUUUUUUCUGUUCUUCCAAUGUAACUGCUCCCGCA
Messenger RNA from Trichobilharzia regenti, 2580 nucleotides. The record is from the annotation of a GenBank genome assembly. NCBI's taxonomy places the organism in Eukaryota, Metazoa, Platyhelminthes, Trematoda, Strigeidida, Schistosomatidae.